Aureobasidium melanogenum CBS 110374 is the source of this 1200-nucleotide messenger RNA. RefSeq names its product putative lactonohydrolase. Lineage: Eukaryota; Fungi; Ascomycota; Dothideomycetes; Dothideales; Saccotheciaceae. The transcript has 4 exons. The coding region runs from base 1 to 1200 and encodes 399 amino acids. The record is from RefSeq and is a predicted model, not a curated record.
AUGCUUGAUUUGAACUGCAUGUCAACACUCGUCCAACCCUGCGGCCCCUCCAACGUCGUCUGCGUAAACCACUUUGCCGCAGUCCUUCCCUACCACUUCUUCCGACCCGACUCCUUCAACGGCACUUCCAUCUCUUUCUCUGCCACCUCUGUUCCCAACGAUACUUCUUUUGGUCUGCUCAACACUUCUACCUUUGUCGUUUAUGAUCGAACUCAAGGUUUAGCUAUCCUCGGAGACUCUCCCACGUAUGAGAAGGUCUUUAAUGUCAGUGAUGCGGUUCAUGAGGCCCCGGUCUAUGUCCCUGGCUUGAAUAAAUUGUUUUUGAGUCAGUUGGCUCCUCCGGCGGGAUUCUUGCCUCAGUUGGUUGUGGAUUUGAAUCAAGAGCCUCCGACGUUGAGUGAGUUUUUGAGUGAUCCGCCGGUUUAUGCUCCUAAUGGGGGUACUUUUCAUGAAGGGUUGAUCUAUUGGGGUGCUUCGGGAGGUAACGAUUCCAUUGGAGGUACAGAGCAGAGAGCAGGUAUCAGGACAUUGGAUCCCUACACCAACAAAACGACAACAUUGUUGAAUAACUACUUCGGCUGGUACUUCAACACUGUCGACGAUCUGUUCGUGGACUCUCACGGUGAUGUCUGGUUUACUGAUCCCGAUUACUCAUGGUUCAACGCCCUGACCGACACACCCCCUCAACUCCGCGCCCAAAGCUACCGAUUCCGUCCUUCUACAGGCCAAGUCUGGGUCAUAGACGAUACACUGGGGCAACCCAACGGCAUCGCCAUCUCUCCCGACGGCAAAAACAUCUACAUCAGUGAUACUGCCUCUGUCAAUGGUGUCAUCUCCUCGGCUUAUCCGAAUAUCCAUGGCUCGGCUUGGAAUCAGACGGCCGCGCAUACGAUUUACAAGUAUGAUGUUUUGGAUGCGGACACGGCUCCUCAGCUUAUUAACAAGCGUCCGUUUUAUUAUUCGCAGGAGUGGGUGCCUGAUGGGUUGAAAGUUGCUGCUAAUGGCUUUGUUGUCACUGGAGCUGGCAAGGGUGUUGAUGUCUUGGACUUGACCGGAAGUUUGGUCUUAAGAGUGCAGACGGAUUAUGUGGUGCAGAAUUUUGCUUGGGUGGGUGAGAAUCUCACAGAAUUCUGGUUGAUGGGUCAGGGAGGCAUCUCGAGGGUUAGGUGGAACUUGCAGGGACAGGAUUUGACAAAGUAG